Molecule: messenger RNA, 699 nt
Organism: Ostreococcus lucimarinus CCE9901
Lineage: Eukaryota; Viridiplantae; Chlorophyta; Mamiellophyceae; Mamiellales; Bathycoccaceae
Exons: 1
Coding region: 1-699 (232 amino acids)
Source: RefSeq, a predicted model, not a curated record
AUGUCGUCGGGCGAGGACGAUGAGGUGGAUUUGAGCGCGCUGGCGACGAUUUCGGAGACGUGUCGCGAGUUUCGACGGUUGCACGAGGCGAGCGAUCGAGCGAUGGCGGUGAUUCCGCGGUGGUACGCGCUGUGCGUGAACGAUGCGGCGGUGGAGCUCGGAGAAGCGGCGACGGCGGCGACGCGAGCGGCGCCGAGCGCGCGACUGGACGCGUUUCUCGAGCGCGGGUUCGCGCACGAGAGCGAGAAGGCGCGCGCGCCGGAGAAGCUGACGAGCGCGAUCGAGGACGUUGGAAGGUGCGUGGCGUUCAUGGGCGAUGCGGUAACGCGCGCGAACGAGGCGCUGGGAGAGUUUGUGGAGGCGACGUCGGGGAGGCGGCCGAGCGACGACGGCGACGCGCGUUGGAUCGCCGACGUUCCGGUGCCGGUGAUGCGCACCGCGUUCAAAUGGGGCUCGGAGGAGGAGUACACCAUCGAGCAGUGGCUUUGGAUGGCGACAUCCGUCGUUGAGCAGCUUGAGCGUGAGUUAGAGACGCGGCGUAAGAUUUUAGAUUACGUGCGCGGCGGCGUCGCGAGCGCUCGAGCCGAGGAAUUGGACGGAUGCGUCGCCCUCUGGAGCGCGCAGCCGUUCGUAGACGAUAGAUUGUUCGCCAUCGUGUGCGGUGAUUCCGCGGACGCGGACGCCGCCGCGGCAUCGUAG